UUUAAAUAGUAAAACGAAAAUAUGGCAUAGAAAGAUCUUUCACACAAGCGUUUCUCCUCUUCGGCGAUCUGUUCGGCUGAUAAACAAACUUUUCUUGCCUUCUAAAUUUUCUCAAUUCUAAAUCUUUCUGUGGAAUAGAAUUUACAUUCCAAGAAAUUCUAAAGAUCGUUAAUAAUUUUAAGUUGGAAGAAGAAUCCCAAGAGACGUUCCCAAAAGGAAGCACACAGCAAAAAAGCUUUAUAAUGAUGGAUAGUUUGUGUUUGAAUACCGGCUUACACGGCGUUAUUCCAGCGAUCACUGCGGUUGGAAGCGGCGUAAGCGGUUACGGUGGAGUUGUUGAAGUCAGAGCAACCGCAACGGCGCCAUCGCAAAAAAGGGGACCUUUUGGGUUCUCUUUCAAAUACCCAUUGACGCCGUUUUGGUCUCGCGGUGGAGGAGGAAUUGCGUCGAAGAGACGAAGCGGGUUGGCUUUGGACGACGCCGUUUUGGUGGAUUCUGGCGACUCGAGAAAGCCAAUCGCGGAGGAGACCACGGCGGUGGAAAUGGAGACGGAGAGGCGAAAUGGGAGCUGGGUUUUAAAGAUCUUGGAUGUGAAAUCUAUGUGGAGAGAUGGUGAGGUAGAAGAAGAAGAAUAUGAUGAUGAAGAUGAAGACCAGGAUGUAUUAGACGACAAAAUAUUAUCUGAAGAUGAUGGUGACUGCGAUGUAUGUUCGAUUUUGGAAGAUGAUGGUGAAAAAAACAAAAUUCAGCUCGAUAGAGAAUCGUUCUCGAAAUUGCUGAGGAGGGUUUCGUUACCCGAAUCAAAGCUCUAUGCCCAAAUGUCCUAUUUGGGAAACUUGGCUUAUUCAAUUUCUAAAAUCAAGCCUGCGAAUCUCUCGAAGUAUUACGGCCUUAGAUUUGUUACUUCAUCAGCUGAGAAAACAGAAUCAGCUUUAAAAGCUGAAAAUGGUGAAGUUUCAGGUGAGAUGAAGACAAACGAAGAAGAAGAAGAAGUUGAAGGCAAAGACGACAAGAAGGAAGGACGCAAGAUUAGUGCUUCUGCUGCAUAUGAGAUAGUUGCAUCAGCUGCUUCUUACCUUCAGUCUCGCACAACCAACAUACUUCCUUUCAAUUCUUCGUCCAAAACAGAGAAUUCAUUCAAAGGCGACGAGAAUCUGGCAAAUGUGGAGUCUGCUUCUUCUUUAACCAACAUUGUUACUUCUGGUGUUGCUGCUGAGGAAGAUGUGAAGCAAGCAGUUGCAGACGAUUUGAAAUCUACGAUUUCGUCUCCUUGCGAUUGGUUUAUAUGUGAUGAUGAUCAGACUCACACCAGAUUCUUUGUGAUUCAGGGAUCUGAAUCUCUAGCUUCUUGGCAGGCAAACCUACUCUUCGAGCCUAUCGAAUUUGAGGGACUUGGUGCGAUCGUUCACAGAGGAAUUUACGAGGCUGCAAAAGGAAUGUACGAACAAAUGCUACCUGAAGUUAAAGCUCAUAUCGAAACUCACGGAAACCGAGCUAAGUUCCGGUUCACAGGGCAUUCAUUAGGCGGAAGCUUAUCGCUAUUACUAAACCUCAUGUUACUGAUUCGAGGCCAAGUACAUGCUUCUUCUCUGCUCCCGGUUAUAACAUUUGGUGCGCCGUUUGUAAUAUGUGGAGGCGAUCGUCUUCUUAAAAAACUCGGAUUGCCUAAAAGCCAUGUUCAAGCUAUCACAAUGCACCGUGACAUUGUCCCCAGAGCCUUUUCUUGUAAUUAUCCGUACCAUGUCGCAGAGCUUCUCAAAGCUGUUAACGGAAACUUCCGUAGCCAUCCUUGUCUUAACAAGCAGAGUAUGUUGUAUUCUCCGAUGGGGAAGCUUCUGAUUCUUCAACCGGAUGAGACAUUCUCUCCCGGACACGACCUUCUUCCUCCGGGAAAUGGUUUAUAUCUUCUAACCGGGGAUUAUGAAUCGCCGGUUAAUGAAGGUUCGGAGGAGGAACAACGGUUAAGAGCUGCGCAGACAGUUUUCUUGAACACGCCGCAUCCUCUAGACAUUCUUAGCGACAGAUCGGCUUACGGGUCGGGAGGAACAAUCCAAAGGGACCACGACAUGAACUCCUAUCUGAAAUCGGUUAGGAGUGUAAUAAGAAAAGAAGUGAAUCAGAUAAGGAGAGCGAAGAGGGAGCAUCGCCGGAGUCUCUGGUGGCCGAUUCUGGUGGCUAGAGAAAGUGGGAGCGCAGGGAUUGCGAUGGGCAACAGACAAAUCAACGGUCAGGGUUUCUCCGGGAUGAUGAAGACAGGAAGAAAGUCGUUGCAGAGAUUCAGCCGCCUUGUGGCGUCUCAACAUAUGCCUUUGAUUGUUGUCCUCUUGUUUCCGGUUAAGUUGUUGUGCCUCGGAGCUUUCAAUGUCUUUAGUUUCCGUUGAAAGGUUCUUUUUGGCGGGUUUUGGCCUUUUGCGUAUACCGGUUUAGACCGGAUUUUGGUAAUGACCGGUUAAGAUCAUUCUUUAUUCAUCAUAUGUUAUUUUGUUUCUUUGGUUGUUUGUUGGGCCCAUUGGAAGCUUUUUUCGGUUAGAUACAUUGGUUUCAUGCAUAAAGGUUGUGCAAAAGAAACAAAAGGGACCGGACAUUGAAAGCAAUGUAAAAUCUAAACUUUUUAGAAAGAAGCAUGUAUAUCAGUAUAUGUAUGUAGUGGGGAAAACGAAAUUGGUUACUCUCAAUUGGUC
Eutrema salsugineum is the source of this 2681-nucleotide messenger RNA. RefSeq lists its product as uncharacterized. Gene Ontology annotation, molecular function: glycerophospholipid phospholipase A1 activity. The transcript is spliced from 5 exons. Gene Ontology annotation, biological process: lipid metabolic process. The record is from RefSeq and is a predicted model, not a curated record. NCBI's taxonomy places the organism in Eukaryota, Viridiplantae, Streptophyta, Magnoliopsida, Brassicales, Brassicaceae. Bases 243 to 2381 code for a protein of 712 amino acids.